This is a messenger RNA of Coffea eugenioides, 3413 nucleotides long. RefSeq names its product cellulose synthase A catalytic subunit 7 [UDP-forming]. NCBI's taxonomy places the organism in Eukaryota, Viridiplantae, Streptophyta, Magnoliopsida, Gentianales, Rubiaceae. The transcript is spliced from 13 exons. Gene Ontology annotation, cellular component: plasma membrane; trans-Golgi network. The record is from RefSeq and is a predicted model, not a curated record. Gene Ontology annotation, biological process: cellulose biosynthetic process; plant-type primary cell wall biogenesis. The coding region runs from base 63 to 3188 and encodes 1041 amino acids. Gene Ontology annotation, molecular function: cellulose synthase (UDP-forming) activity.
UAGACAAACAUUUUUACCACCACCACCCCCACCCCCUCCUUCAUUGCACCCUCAUCUCCACCAUGGAAGCCAGCGCAGGACUUGUCGCUGGUUCUCACAACCGGAACGAGCUUGUUGUCAUUCAUGGCCAUGAAGAGCCUAAGCCCUUGAAAGAUUUAACCGGUCAAGUUUGUGAGAUAUGUGGUGAUGAGAUUGGCCUCACAGUCGAUGGAGACUUGUUCGUGGCUUGUAAUGAGUGUGGUUUUCCAGUCUGCCGGCCGUGCUAUGAGUAUGAGAGGAGAGAAGGCACUCAACUUUGCCCUCAGUGCAAAACAAGAUACAAACGACUCAAAGGGUGUCCAAGGGUGGAGGGCGAUGAUGAUGAGGAAGAUAUCGAUGACAUUGAACAUGAAUUUAACAUUGAUGAUGAACGAAACAAAAAUACUAAAAUUGCUGAAGCAAUGCUACAUGGAAAGAUGAGUUAUGGACGAGGACCAGAAGAUGAAGAAGCUGUCCAAUACCCUCCUGUCAUUGCUGGUUUCCGCUCUCGGCCUGUGAGUGGUGAAAUUCCUAUAUCGACUCAUGCUAACGGAGAGCAGAUGUUCGGCUCCUCCCUACACAAACGUGUGCACCCAUAUCCAGCUUCUGAGCCUGGAAGUGCAAGAUGGGAUGACAAGAAAGAGGGAGGUUGGAAAGAAAGAAUGGAAGAUUGGAAGAUGCAGCAAGGAAAUAUAGGGCCAGAAGCUGAUGAUGCUGCAGACGCUGACAUGGCUAUGGUAGAUGAAUCGAGACAGCCACUGUCAAGGAAAGUACCAAUCGCAUCAAGCUUGGUAAAUCCUUACCGGAUGGUGAUUGUGGCUAGGCUCGUGGUUCUGGCAAUCUUCCUCCGAUAUAGAAUCCUGAACCCUGUGCAUGAUGCACUUGGCCUCUGGCUCACUUCAAUUAUAUGUGAGAUCUGGUUUGCCUUCUCAUGGAUUCUCGAUCAGUUUCCCAAGUGGUUUCCAAUCGAUCGGGAGACUUACCUGGAUCGCCUCUCUCUCAGGUACGAGAGGGAAGGUGAACCUAAUAUGCUUGCCCCCAUUGAUGUCUUUGUCAGUACCGUGGAUCCAAUGAAGGAACCUCCUCUUGUUACCGCUAAUACAGUUCUCUCAAUAUUAUCAAUGGACUAUCCCGUUGAGAAAAUCUCAUGCUAUGUAUCUGAUGAUGGAGCUUCAAUGUGUACCUUUGAAUCACUAUCAGAAACUGCAGAAUUUGCUCGAAAAUGGGUUCCCUUCUGCAAGAAAUUCUCUAUAGAGCCUCGAGCACCUGAGAUGUACUUCUCGCUGAAGAUUGAUUAUCUGAAGGAUAAAGUGCAGCCGACCUUUGUGAAGGAGCGAAGAGCCAUGAAGAGAGAGUAUGAAGAGUUUAAGGUUAGAAUCAAUGCUAUGGUGGCUAAGGCUAUGAAAGUUCCUCCAGAGGGGUGGAUCAUGCAAGAUGGAACACCAUGGCCAGGAAACAAUACUAAGGAUCAUCCUGGUAUGAUUCAAGUCUUUCUAGGUCAUAGCGGCGGCCCCGACGUUGAAGGAAAUGAACUUCCUCGGCUUGUUUAUGUUUCCCGUGAGAAAAGGCCUGGUUUCCAGCAUCACAAAAAAGCUGGUGCCAUGAACGCCCUGGUCCGUGUCUCUGGUGUUCUUACAAAUGCUCCAUUCAUGCUGAACCUGGAUUGUGACCACUACGUAAACAACAGCAAGGCUGUCAGGGAAGCAAUGUGCUUCUUGAUGGAUCCACAACUUGGAAAGAAGGUUUGCUAUGUGCAAUUCCCACAGAGAUUUGAUGGAAUAGAUAGACAUGACAGAUAUGCCAACAGAAACACGGUCUUUUUUGAUAUUAACAUGAAAGGGCUCGACGGAAUCCAAGGUCCUGUCUAUGUUGGCACAGGAUGUGUCUUCCGAAGACAGGCUUUAUAUGGCUAUGAACCACCAAAGCGUUCUAAGCGCCCAAAAAUGGUGAGCUGUGACUGUUGCCCCUGUUUUGGGCGGCGUAAGAAGCUUCCCCAAUACACUAAACAUGGUGUCAAUGGAGACAGUGCAGUUGAAGGAUUUGAUGACGAUAAAGAGAUACUGAUGUCUCAAAUGAAUUUUGAAAAGAAGUUCGGACAGUCAGCAAUUUUUGUGACUUCAACUUUAAUGAUUGAAGGUGGCGUUCCACCUUCAUCCAGCCCAGCUGCGCUGCUCAAAGAAGCUAUCCAUGUGAUCAGCUGCGGCUACGAAGACAAAACAGAAUGGGGUACUGAGUUGGGUUGGAUUUAUGGCUCUAUCACAGAAGAUAUCCUAACAGGGUUCAAGAUGCAUUGUCGUGGUUGGAGGUCAGUUUACUGUAUGCCAAAACUAGCUGCAUUUAAGGGCUCUGCUCCGAUCAACCUAUCAGAUCGUCUCAACCAGGUGCUUCGGUGGGCUCUUGGUUCUGUUGAGAUCUUUUUCAGUCGACAUAGCCCUGCCUGGUACGGCUAUAAAGGAGGAAACCUAAAGUGGCUUGAGCGAUUUGCAUAUGUUAACACAACCGUCUACCCCUUCACCUCUUUACCUCUGCUUGCUUACUGCAGUCUCCCCGCAAUCUGCUUACUGACAGGAAAGUUCAUAAUGCCAGAGAUAAGCACCUUUGCAAGUCUAUUCUUCAUUGCGCUCUUCCUCUCAAUUUUCACUACUGGCAUCCUUGAGCUAAGGUGGAGUGGAGUUAGCAUUGAGGAGUGGUGGAGAAAUGAGCAAUUUUGGGUUAUUGGUGGUAUCUCUGCUCACCUGUUUGCUGUCAUACAAGGUCUUCUAAAGGUUUUGGCUGGGAUUGACACCAACUUCACUGUCACAUCUAAGGCAUCAGAUGACGAUGACUUUGGUGAGUUAUAUGCCUUCAAAUGGACUACCCUGCUCAUCCCACCAACCACUAUUUUAGUAAUCAACCUAGUUGGUGUUGUUGCUGGGAUCUCCGAUGCCAUAAACAAUGGAUAUCAAUCAUGGGGUCCUUUAUUUGGAAAGCUCUUCUUUGCCUUCUGGGUGAUUGUCCAUCUCUAUCCAUUCCUUAAAGGUCUCAUGGGUAAGCAGAAUAGGACGCCCACAAUUGUCAUCAUCUGGUCGGUACUUUUGGCUUCUAUAUUUUCCUUGCUCUGGGUCCGAAUUGACCCGUUUAUACUGAAAACCAAGGGUCCUGACGUAAAACAAUGUGGCAUCAAUUGCUGAAACAAUCUCAAUUUUCAAGUGAAUGCUGCAUUUUGUGGACAGAUGCGUAUACAGUCUGCUGUUGAAGGUGUAAUGUAUGACCAAGCAAAGAGGAAUUACAAAAGAAAGAAUAAGUCACCUGUGAAAUUUUUGUUUAGCAAAAGAAUGAUACUCAAUUUUGUAUAUGACAAACAUAGGCGUGCUUAAGAAGUUUUCUAUUAAAAAAGUUUGCAGCUUGGAGAUCAA